Linum tenue is the source of this 2492-nucleotide messenger RNA. Lineage: Eukaryota; Viridiplantae; Streptophyta; Magnoliopsida; Malpighiales; Linaceae. The record is from the annotation of a GenBank genome assembly.
AUUCAUUCCUAGAGAGAGAGAGAGAGAGUGUGAGAGAGAGGAAAGACAAAGGCAAAGGAAAGGGAGCAGCCCCCACUUAGCUUUUUCUUCCUCCGUUCCAUUAAUUCUCUCCUUCCACCGCGACACGAUCCGCCUCUGCCGCUCUUUCUUUUUCUCCCAUCUCUCUCCCUCGCUGUCUCUCUUAAAUUCCGCUUUCCUUUCUCCAUCUCCACCGAUCUUUCAGUAUAGUAUAUGGAAAUGGAAGACCGCCACCCAUCUCUCCACCUCCAGUUCCCCGCCGCCGGCACCCUCGAUCUCCGCCACUUCAUCUCCUCCUCCUCCUCCUCCGCCGCCACAGCCGCAGGCAGCGGCGGCGGCGGAGUCCUCAGGCCCACCCCGAACCAGAACUCCUCCCACCACUACUUCCCAGUACUUCAGCCGGACGCCUCUCCUUUCUUCUCCCCUCUCCACCACCGCGAUCACCACGUCUUCCCCCCGCCGCCGCCGCCGCCCGCCUACGACAUGAUGAUGCAGCUCCUCCCCCGCUCUCAGCCGGAGUUUCGAGGGGCAGAUUCCGGUACCCCUACUCUCAGCAACUGUGGCGCUCAGCCUAGCUCGAGCAGCCUGAGCGGCGGCGGUGGGUUGGAGGGUGACGUCAUGGGCGGGAUGUUCGGCGGCGGCGGCGGGGGAGCAGACGGCGGGACGGGGAGGUGGCCUCGGCAGGAGACGCUGACUCUGCUGGAGAUCAGAUCGAGGCUGGAUCCCAAGUUCAAGGAAGCUAAUCAAAAGGGUCCGCUCUGGGACGAGGUCUCCAGAAUAAUGUCGGAGGAGCAUGGGUACCAGAGGAGCGGGAAGAAGUGCAGGGAGAAGUUCGAGAACUUGUACAAGUACUACAAGAAGACCAAAGAAGGCAAAGCCGGGAGGCAAGAUGGGAAGCACUACAGAUUCUUCAGGCAGCUCGAAGCUCUCUACGGCCCCACCGACUCAUCACCAACAAGCAACAACAACAACAACAUGUUCAUCAGCCCAACACUACCUCAUCAUCAUUCCUCUCUACAGAUUCAAGAUUCUCCUUACAACAUGGGCACAACCAACAACAACAAUACUAGUUCAACCUUCCACCAUCCGUUUCUCGGCAACACAAUGUCGUCGGGUGUGGCUCCAACGAACCAAGACGUGCUCUACUCGAGCCUGAGUAUCUCCAAUGACUCCUCCGAGUUCGAGUCCUCGGAGGACUCGGAGGGCCAGGAUCCUGCUACUGCUGCCACAGCUCGUGGAGCUGUGGCAGCAGCAGGGACCGGAGGAGGAGGAGUGGACGAUCAUAACGAUUCGUCGGAGAGGAUGGUGAGGAGGAGCAGGAGGAGGAGGAAGAGCGGGUGGAAGAGCAUGAUCAAGGAUUUCAUCGACUCGCAGAUGAGGAAGCUGAUCGAGAAGCAGGAGGCGUGGCUCGAGAAGCUGACGAGGACACUGGAGCACAAGGAGAAGGAGAGGGUGGUGAGGGAGGAGGAGUGGAGGAAGCAAGAGGCGGCUAGGGUGGAGAGGGAGCAGAAGUUUUGGGCCAAGGAGAGGGCUUGGAUUGAAGCUAGGGAUAGUGCAUUGAUGGAGGCUCUAGGGAAGUUGAGUGGUGGUAGUAAUGGUGGAGGUGGAGAUGUUCAACACCGUCGUGAUCAAGGAGUGAAUGUGAAUAAAACUUCUUCUUCAUCUCCCCACGAGAAUGAUAACGACAAGGAGAUGAAGAAGAUGAGUGAUGGUGAUUGUGGGAGGAGCUCUUCUUGUAACUAUGGCUUCCAUGGAGAAGCAAUGUACAAUCCUGAAGCGUUGCGGAUUCAUCAAAAUCAUGAGCACGUUAGCAAUGCCAAUAACAAUAGGUUGGGUGAGAGCAGCUUUAGGUUCUUGAUGGGGGAAGGAGGGGAGACGGCCAUGUGGGAGAACUAUGGGUUGAAGCUUAGCAAAGGAGAUGACGAUCAUGAUCACGAUCAAAAUCCAUGACGAUCUGAGUUUGCUAAAUGGAAGGUACUAUACGUGUUUUUAUGCGCAUUUAGUACGAAAGAGACAUAAGUUAGUUACUAUAUGGAGCUGACAUGUUUGCUUUGUCAUUGAAAUGACAAUGCAUUGUUGAUUAUGUAAAAGGUGAAGAGAAGAUAACAUUGGAGGGGGGAAAUCAAGGUUAUGGGUUGACUUAAAGUUUGGCAAAUGCUGUUCCUCUAUGAUAUCUAGGGAGUUGGGAAGACCAAUUUUCUGUUCUUAUAUAUAUUAUUACAAGCUGAUCAAGAUCAAAGCUAAUUAUAUGUGAUUAGUCAAUGAUAUUAAGGAAGUAUCUGACUUAUUAAUUUGCUUAAUCACUAUCUUUCUUCUUGUAAUAUCCUGGGGAUUGGUCUCUCAUUGUUGUAAUGGAAUCUUUAAAAGCUAUAUGGAUUUUGUUCAUAUGGGAAUUUCUUUGUUCAUCUGAAAUUUAGUUAUGAAUGAUGAAGGACAGUUGCUAGAAGGGGAGGAAAUAGUGCUCUCUAUUAUGU